AUGGAACGCGAAAUAUCGAUCAUCUCGCAGGCCGAAGCGGCUCAGCCAAAACUCGUCAUUGCCUUGGAAUACGUCGAAAUCGAAGAGGCUUUCAACUUCUACAUCAGGAAGGUGAGGAUGAAGUUUUUUUAAAACUAAUUAUCGCACAAGACAGGUAUUUUAAAAAAAAAUGGGAAAAAUGAGAAUUUCUCAUUUUUUUUUCGAACUUUAUACUUCUUAAUUUGGUUCAGAAUAUUCAGUUUAGUGAUAUAUUAACUUUAGAAAAUAUUUUCUGAUCGGAAAAAAAUGAAAAAAAGUAACAUUUGACCGUCGAUUAACGGACUUCUAUGAAAAAAAAAAACGUUGAAAUACGUGAUUUUUUUCGGUUCAAAAAAACUCAAAAAAAUGAUGAAAUAUAAUAAUUGUACAAUUAGAAAUCUGCUGAUAAAACAAACACUCUUCAAAAAUUGACCCUAAAAAGCUACGAAAAAAAAUUCUAAUUUUUUCAAUUACCUCCAAAACUACUUAUUUUUCAGGUAGAACAAUGUCAAAUCUACCCAUCUUUAAUUCCAAGAUGGUCUCGGGCAGUCAUGCACGUAGUAAAGGGAAUUUCAAGAAGGUCUUGGAUGGGCCGGAAAAGAGUCAUUUUGUGGGAGGUUUGCUUUUAAAAACAAUAAAAACCUUGCGAACUGAAUUCAGCAUUGUCUAAAUCCAUGAUUAAAGCUUGAUUUAAUAUUAAACAUCAAGAAAUUUUCAGGAAAUAGCCGCCCAAUCCCCGGAAAUGUUCUCGACUUUGAGCGUUCAUCGUUGCGAAACUACACUCUUCAAUGAAUAUUUCACGUCUUAUGUCAAAAAAUCGGAAUUCAACAGCACAUUGUUAAGAGUUCAAUUUUGCGACGUUGAUAAGGAAGAUAAUAAUGUAAAAAUUUUUGAAAUAUAACUUAAUAAGUCAAUUUUUAGGUUGUCGUUGGAGAACUGGACUAUUGGAUAGAUUCCAACCCGAUUUCUCAGUUUACUCAAUUUGAAAUGGCCCUACCCGCUUUUGCUCCGGUAGUUAUAGGAAAAAUAACGAAAAAAUAACGAACUUCUACAGGAUCUCGGAGAAAUCGACAUUUCCUUGGUUUAUUUGCCCACUGCACAGCGGCUUGUCGUCAAUUCGUGUUCGGCAACGAACUUGAAAUUGGAUGAUGAAUGUAGACGUUGGUUCUAUCAGAAAUAUAAAUUAAAAUGAGAGGCAAUAAGAAAAAAAAAAAUGAGAAAACGGAACUCAUGGGCAUGUGCGCGCCACAGCAAAUCGUUUUGGCUCUUGAGUGAGAUUUACGUCGUUUUUAUUUUUUUUCUCAUUUAUUUUUUUGUUUCUAUCUUCAGAUUAGUUUUCAACGUUAGCUUUUUAUUUAUAAGCACUUUAAUUUAAUCAAAAAAAUGCGGUACUUUUUCUGCAGAUUCUUUUCUGCAAAUUCUCAACAGCCUUGAUUUUUCUCGUUUGAUUUUUUUCUGAAAUUUUUGAGGAAAAAUUUGCCAUUUUUCGAAUUUAUCAUUUCCCUAAUAAAAAUAUCUUUUUUUAACGAUAAUUUCUUAUUUUUUUCAGAGAUCUACAUCCGCGCCUCCCUUUUUGUCGACUCAAAAGUCUUAGAAGUACACAAAACCGAGAGAAGGUAUCUUCAUACAAAAAAUUAUUUCUCUUUCUCCUUCAAUUUUCAAGUCGAAGUUAUCUUGUAGUUUUGAUAAAAUAUCAGCCAACGUGGUCUGAGACUUUUUUUUGGCCUUGUAAAAUGGUUCCAGCGUACUUGAUAACAGUUCAUGUAUAAAAAAAGCGUUUGACAGCUGUCAAAUUUCCCAAAAAACGUGGAAAAGAUAAGGUCUCAUUGUGCUAAUUUUUUACGAUCAUUAUGUUCUUGCAGAAAUCCGAUAACUUUUAGUUCCUGGAUGAGUUCAGAGCACCAAAAUACGGUAUAGAAGCUCUAAAUUCUUUUAGCAAGGUCUUAUUUUUGAAAAUUACCUUUUUGGGGAUUCGAAAGUUUCUCAGAUUCAAGCUAAAAUCUCGAAAUUGAAAAAAAAUUAUUUCAUGAAGUCUAAAAUGAACUUUUCCAGAGGAAAAUGCGCCCGAGCGACAAAAGACGACGGCUUAUUAUUCACGAAGAAGAUGGUUUUUGAUUUGGAUCGUUUAGACCUGCUGGAUUCCUUGUUGCUCAUUCAUGCCGUUCAAAUGAUCAAAGAUAAAAAUGGCCUGGAGAGGUGGGGAAAUUUUCGGUUAAUUUAUGAUAGCUUGUUUAAAGUUUAAAAGCACAUGGAGGUUAAGAGAAAAAGGUUUCUAUAAGCAAAACAUUUUUUGAAAGAAAAUUGGAAAGUUAAGAUUGCUUGCUUAAUAUUUUGAAGCCUGAAAAGCUGCCUGCGAUAAUGAAGAGAUAACUGACAAUAUCUACCGUAACCUCAGGGGAGUCAAAAGGAAUAUUUAAAGGCGCAGGAGGCGCUUGAAAAAAUGUUUCUUGGCGCGGGAUGUACAAAUGUCAUGGAGUUUUAAUACUUCUUGUAAGUCAAAAAUUGGAAAAAAAACUUUUUCAGCUAUAUUUUAUUUAAAAACUCGUUCAUAACUUUUUAGAGAAUUUUUAAAGGCACAGGGAAAAUGGAGAUAAGCUGAUUUGUAAAAAAAAUGAAUCUCGUUGAAUACUCAGGCAAGGGUUUUCUCUUAACCUUCAACUUUUCUGAACUUUAUGAAUUUUAAAGGGAAAAAAAUCGUAAAUGACUAAUUUUUUUGAGAAAUAAGAAGUUUUAACGUUUUUUUCCGAUUUUCAAAAAUUUCUACAAACUUAACUUUUGUAUACUCCGAGACUCAAAAAAUGUCUUUUUUGAAUAUUUUUCGCCUGGGAAACAGGAAAAAUCCGUUUUUCCUGGUUUUAUGGGAGGUCGUUCCAUCUUUGUGUCGCCCUCUCGUGAUUUUCAUUUUAAAGAAAAAAAAUUGUCUGGCGUGUUAUCGCCCAGGGCGCAAAGAUUCUACAUCGUAAGUAGUCACACUCAAAGUUUUGCCAGUGAGAAUUGAUAAAAGGUUAACGAAACAGUUAUGGGAUGAUAAUUACGAAGUUUUAGUUGGGUUUGAUAUUGGAAGAAAUCGUGUUUUAAAACCCAUACAAAACGCUCGGAAAAUUAUUUCGAUCCUUCAUUUUUUUAAAUUUUAUCUCAAAACUAUAUUUUUCAAAUGAAGGUACCGAUCGACUAAGUAAAGGGUAAGUUUUUGGUAUUUUUUUCGUGGGAAUUUGGAAAAAAGGGUUUUUAACAAUAUUCCUUUUAUCAAAAAUUAAUAGCUCAUAAUUUUUUUCUCUCAGAAAACGAGUGAUUGGCCGGGUCGUGGUUUCGCCAGAAGCAGGAGAUCAAUGGAAGAAAAUGCUGGAAACCCCAAGAAGUCAAAUUUCUCAAUUGUAUCGCCUUUCCCCUCCGCUGGUUAAAUGUGCCUAUAAUGAAUAA
Molecule: messenger RNA, 3438 nt
Organism: Caenorhabditis auriculariae
Lineage: Eukaryota; Metazoa; Nematoda; Chromadorea; Rhabditida; Rhabditidae
Source: the annotation of a GenBank genome assembly